Messenger RNA from Athene cunicularia (burrowing owl), 2473 nucleotides. It is a transcript of the gene MEST, whose product is annotated as mesoderm specific transcript. The transcript is spliced from 11 exons. The record is from RefSeq and is a predicted model, not a curated record. Lineage: Eukaryota; Metazoa; Chordata; Aves; Strigiformes; Strigidae. Bases 25 to 1005 code for a protein of 326 amino acids. Gene Ontology annotation, molecular function: catalytic activity.
AGGCGCCUCACUCUCUCCCGCAGGAUGAAGGAGCUGUGGGUGCAGGUGGGGCUGCUGAGCGUGCCCCUCCUCGCCGUCUACCUGCACAUCCCACCCCCCAAGCUCUCCCCUGCUCUCCUCUCCUGGAGAUCCUCCGGAGGCUACUUCACCUACAAGGACCAGAACAUCUUCUACAGAGAUUCAACCGGCGCUGUUGGCAGCUCCGACGUCGUCGUCCUCCUACACGGCUUCCCAACCUCCAGCUACGACUGGUGCAAGAUCUGGGAAGGGCUGACCCAGCGGUUUCACCGGGUGGUUGCUCUGGAUUUUGUAGGAUUCGGUUUCAGUGACAAGCCUAGGCCCCACCACUACUCCAUCUUCGAGCAAGCCAGCAUUGUUGAGGGGCUGGUGCGUCACCUCGGCCUCCACCACCAGAGGAUUAAUCUCCUGUCCCACGAUUACGGGGAUACAGUCGCACAGGAGCUGCUGCACAGGUAUGAGCACAAUAAAACUGGAAGCAUCUUGAUCAACAGCCUGUGUUUAUCCAACGGAGGGAUUUUCCCCGAAACGCACUACCCCCGGUUCAUCCAGAAGAUCCUCAAGGAUGGGGGUUUGCUGUCCCCCGUCAUCACGCGGCUGAUGAACUUCUUUUUCUUCUCCAGAGGGCUUGGGGCUGUCUUUGGGCCCUACACGCAGCCUUCACAGGCAGAGUACUGGGACAUGUGGACGGUGGUGAGGACCAACGAUGGCAAUCUCGUUGUUGACAGUAUUUUGCAGUACAUAAACCAGAGAAAGAAGCACAGAGACCGCUGGGUUGGGGCUUUGAUGUCCACCUCUGUCCCAUUGCAUCUGAUCUACGGGCCCCUGGACCCUGUGAAUCCGCACCCAGAGUUUCUUCAGCUUUACAGGAAGGUGCUUCCCACGUCCACGGUGUCUGUGCUGGACGACCACAUUAGCCACUAUCCGCAGCUGGAGGAUCCAACAGGCUUCCUGAAUGCGUAUCUGAACUUCAUCAACUCCUUCUGAGCUGCUGCAGCUUGGUUCUUGCUCUCUGUUGACAAGUCAGGCUUUGGGGGCAGGAAGAAACCUUCAUUUUAUCUCCAGAUUCAACACUCUGCACUAACACCCUAAUCUCUGGCUGCCAAACUGCUGCAUUUUUGCAGUUAAAUCCUUUGAGAACCAUAAAACAGCCUGCAUGGAGGCACGGACAAAACUGUUGGCCUAAACAGCGUUACAGGAUGCUGACAGCUCUUCCAGCCCUGUGCUCUUGCUUCUCGAGCAGCCUGUCUCUGUGUUUAAAGCCAGGAGGGCUCAAGGGAAAACAAGAGCACCUGAGGGGAGGCACAGCACAUGUAUCAGCCCCAGAAUUCUUUCUUGCCUUCAUGGCCAGGCUACACUGUGCACCACAGGUAAAACAGGACCACUAGCAGCCACGGGUUGAUGCACAUACUCCCAAGAUGGAUACUGAUCUGGUUUUUGAGUUGCUGUGCAGGCAGUUGAAAUGAUAUCCCUCAGCUUGGCAGGACUGAAGAAUUUAAAACUGAGUUUGCCUACACUACAUACAGCAGGAGAGCUGGAUCUGUAAUCCCUCAAAAUACAGGCAAUGAUGCUCUGCACACCUAAAGGGUCAUUUAAGCAGUCAUCAUGUCUUCAGUAAUCUCUUUUUAAUGGCCAGUUACCCAAAGGCAAGCUCUAAACCUCAAGUUUUUACCACUUCCUGUGUUUCUCUAUUUUUCAGCAAGCAGAGCUGCUCACCAACAGUCCCAGGGGUGUAAUUACCUCAGGAGCUUGGCUGUAGCAAGUUCUACCAGGGCAGGCUGGUCCCUGUUUCACUAGAGCAAGCUGAAUAUGUAACAAUGGCACUAGCAAAAGCCAAGCUGUUCUUCUAAGCAAUAGCUACUCCAGACACAGGGAUCUGGGAUGGGUGUGUAAAUUAUUAUGAAAAUAGUAUUCCCGCCUUCCUUCCUCACCCUGACUUGAUAUUUAAGAAACACCCAGUUCAUCAGAGCAGAGAGAUGCAGAACUUCCCUCACAAGAAGUCACCGCAAGGUCCCUCCUUCCCCUUCUCUUCCCAACUUUUGAUACAGGGUGUUUCACAUCGUUGAGCCCAGGAGGAGGCUGCCCUGUUGUUUGGGAUUAUCUGACAUAAGGCUCAGAGAAUUGAAAGUGACUUGAUAGGGGAAAUUUAAUCUCUCUGUACACUGAUUUUUCUGUGCAGAAGAGAGGAGACAAUCAUGAAGCUAUUGUAAAUUUGCAGGUUGGCAGACUCUGCAGGUUUUGUGUGUUUUUUAACUGCUUAUAUUUGAAAUUUUAUAGCAUCCCUUUAGGAAUAAGGGGCUUCUGCGAGUAAACAGCCAUUAUGGGCUAUUUUUUCCGUACUGAAGCAGACAGAAUUAGAACAAAAAAAUUUCUAUUUUAUUAACAGUAAUUCAUAUGAAUUCCACCACUUGGACCAGUGUUUAUUUUCUGUUAAUAAAAAUCAGUUUUGACAAAA